This is a messenger RNA of Silurus meridionalis, 3445 nucleotides long. RefSeq names its product thyrotropin-releasing hormone receptor b (gene trhrb). Bases 187 to 1320 code for a protein of 377 amino acids. Gene Ontology annotation, cellular component: membrane. The transcript has 2 exons. Gene Ontology annotation, biological process: phospholipase C-activating G protein-coupled receptor signaling pathway. Lineage: Eukaryota; Metazoa; Chordata; Actinopteri; Siluriformes; Siluridae. The record is from RefSeq and is a predicted model, not a curated record. Gene Ontology annotation, molecular function: thyrotropin-releasing hormone receptor activity.
UGCCUUCCUCUGAUGAAACACGCACAUGCCCAAGAAUCUCUUUGCUUUUAACUGGGACCUUUUUCACUUCAGCGUACAAGAAGAGAAAAGUUUUCUUCGCCUGAAAUAAGUCUGAGCUGGACUUAGAAGUUGCAUGUAAGAUGAUGUGAAGAUAGUCCUAGUUUCCUGUCUUUUUUUGCGUAAGUAAUGGAGAACUUCACUUUAACCAACCACACUUUGGGCCCCUGGAUGGACCACAGUUUAGAAUACAAAGUAUUCAGUGCUCUUUUGGUCUUCAUCAUAUGCGUGUUGGGAAUGAUUGGGAACGUGAUGGUGAUCCUGGUGGUGCUUACCACGAAGCACAUGCGCACACCGACGAACUGCUACCUGGUGAGUUUGGCCGUGGCGGAUCUGACGGUGCUGACAGCCGCUGGCUUGCCGAGCGUCGCGGACAGUGCGUACGGCUCGUGGGUGUUCGGCCACGCGGGCUGUCUCGGCAUCACCUACUUCCAGUACUUGGGCAUCAAUGCGUCUUCGUGCUCCAUCACGGCGUUUACGGUGGAGAGGUACAUCGCCAUCUGCCACCCCAUCAAGGCGCAGUCGCUGUGCACGUACGCGCGCGCCAAACGCAUCAUCCUGGCCGUGUGGCUUUUCACGUCGCUCUACUGCGUCAUGUGGUUUUACCUGAGUGACACGCAGGAGCUCGUGCGCGGCGACGUGACCGUCGUGACCUGCGCCUACAGAGUGUCCCGGGAACUUUACUUACCCAUUUACUUCUUCGACUUCGGCGUGUUCUUUGUGCUGCCGCUCGCGCUCGCGACCGUCCUGUACGGACUGAUCGCGAGGAUCCUGUUCCUGAACGCUUUGCCUGAACAGAAGGUGAAGAACGGCCACUACGGCUCCGGGAUCAAACACUCGGUCCAGUGCUCGAGCACCACGGCGGCCUCGCGCAGACAGGUGAUAAAGAUGUUGGCAGUGGUGGUGGUUCUGUUCGCAGUGCUCUGGAUGCCUUACCGCACUCUUGUGGUGGUUAACUCCUUCCUCCAUGAGGCUUACCUGGACCCCUGGUUCCUGCUUUUCUGCCGCACCUGCGUGUACCUAAACAGCGCCAUCAAUCCUGUUAUCUACAACGCCAUGUCACAGAAAUUCCGCGCCUCAUUUAAGAGGCUCUGCCGAUGCAGUUCGAAGGCGCAGGCAAAGCAGACAGCCUACAGCGUGGCCCUGACCUACAGUACUGCUAAAGAAACAUCCAUGAUCGAAAGCACAGACCAUUUUUCCACAGAAAUCGAUGAUCUGACAGAAGUGCCAAAUAAUCUAAGAGAAGAGCUGACACCUAAUUAGAAGGUUCUUGCUGUGAUAUGUAAUCAGGGAUCUUUUACAAGCGACACUUACGUAUAAAAGAUGUAUAGUACACUCAUUAUACACUCAUAUACACAUGCUCAUUCAUGUAAAUAUAAUGUUUAAUAAGCUAAGCAAGUGGAUAAGGAGAUUCUUUUUUGCACAUCACAGUUAUAAAGUGUGGUUAUGAGUCACUUUGAUAUUCUUGUGAGUCCAAACACGCCUUUCUAUUCUUCUUUAAUCAGCAUUUUUCCUCACAAACCCUGCUGCUGAGUGGAUGUUUCACUGUCUGUAGACUUUAUAGAAUGCUAUCCUAAACAAUCAUUAUACAACCUCUGCGUAUUCUGAUGUAUGGACAUAAAAAUGAAACUGAAGCUCUUGAUAUGUAUCUGCUUUGCAGUAUGAUACAUGAUUGGGUCUCUGAAUAACUCCAUGAUUGUCCAGAUGUACAGAUGUUCCUAAUUAAGUGGACUGUGAAUGUAUAUUUGUAUCAGAUCAUAUAUACUGUCAAUGCAUGUUUACUGAACACAUGAACCACUUAAUAUGAAAAAUGUAAGUGAAAAUGCAUUUUUGGAAAAUGAUGACAUUAAUAUGAUGUGGAGAAUCAGGACAUGUUUUAUGGUAAGCAACCAUGAGUAAAACAGGAGACCUGAUGUACAAAAAGUUGCCAAAGGAGAAUUAAAAGAUUUCCCCAAACCACUGGGGUCUUGUACAGGGUUUAAAAUAACAUCAGGAUGAGUUUUCAUCUCAAAUGAUGAAUAUUGUACAUUUUGUUUUUUGUUCUGGCUGGAGUAGUACCAUCAAGGGUCCUUCAUUAGUGCUUUAAUGGUUUCUAUUAUAUGCAAAAAUGAAUGCAGUAUACAUUUGAGAAGAUUUAAAAGUGCACAUUAUUCUAUAUUAUUCCAAGUAACAGACACGCGAAUUGUACAAAAGAUGGAACAGUUUAGUAUGUUUUUCUGAGAGGAAGUGUGUAGCACAAGGCUGCUGUCUGUAUUAGUAUAUUUUUACUGUUCUAAGUAUUUGUCUCUGUAUUUGUAUUCUGAUUUAAACACAAAAUGGACGUUGCCUAAAACUGUAUGGUGUUUGAUUUAAUUUAUAUGUUGCUUAAUUCGUUUUUGUAUUUUAUUUAUUUUUAUGAAAUAUGAAACCUAUCUUGAUGCCAUCAGAAACACUUCAAUCAUUAUCUCAUAGAUUUUUCUCAUAAACUGCCAGAAAACCCAAAACUUCUCUUCACAUCAUUAUUGGUGUUUAUACUUAAAUUUUUUUUCUACUUGCCCAUUAAACAUUCUAACAAAUGUAUUCAUUGUUAAUAACCUCAAACCUCAUAUCUGACAAUUUACCAGUGGCUGCAUGAAAGUUAAACAUCUUAGCAGGAUUCUACUGAGUACUGGGUCUCAUUCAAAUGUCUUGUGAAGUCCUCUGACAAGCUUUUUACAAGGAAAAAAACAUAUAUACAUUUUGCAUUUUAUAUUUGUAUUUAUUUCGAACACACUAUCUGUUUAAUUGGAAAACUGUAUUUGGUGGCAUCUCUAUCUGAGAGUGUAGAAACAUUUACAAUUAAUUGUAUUCCCAUAAUUCGCUUUUAUGUAUGCACCUAUUCAGUAUUCAUUGUUCAUAAUACUGUUUAUAGUGCUGUCUUGUUGUUUUGGAAUAAUGUGUGUGGUUUUAUGAUGUCUGCAGUGCUGCUACUUAUCAACCUGCCCUGAUAAUAAAAAUAAUAAUAAUAUAUGCUAAAUUAUGCUAAUAAUUGUAUAAGAAUAAUCAGGAGACUGUACCAAUAGUCUGCCCUUCAAAUGAUGAGAAAAUGUAAAUGACACCCACACACUAUGAUGAGGAAAAAGAUAAAAAAAAAAAAGCACUGUGCAAGAUUUGUGGAGAAAAAAUUAAUUUUUUUGAACAAACGUGUGUAUUUAGAAAUGUUUUGUAUUUUGCCUUUUGCUGUUCAUACUGAAAAAGUAAAAAGAAUAUCAGAAUCUAUUGCAUGUUGCUUUUAUUUGGCUUUGUUAACAUGUAAAAUGAUUAUAAUUAUUGCUAUCAUGAUAUAAUUACUGUGAAUUAUGCUUGUGUUUCUGAUUCUUUUUUUUUGGUAGCACUACAAAAGUCUUGAACUCCCAUACAAAUAAAUGAC